CAAGCGGCGAGGAGGGAGCCAGGCGAGCUGGUGCCGCGGUGGAAGCUGCAGCUGGGACCUGUGGGGAGGGGGUGCCGCGCCCCCUCCGGACAGCGCCAGAGACACUCCCCCCGGGGCAGUAUGAGGGCGGCGGUGCGGCUGUGGCUGUGAUCCCCGCCGCAGAGGGGCAGCCCCGUCCCCGGCUCCUUCGCUGCGGCCGCCCCCAGCCCCCGUUAGAGCGGUGCCCCGGGAGCUAUGAGCCAUGAAGCCUCCUGGCAGCAGCGCCCUGCGGCAGCCCCUCUCCGGCCGCAGCCUCCGCGAAGCCGCCUCCUGCCUGAGGCUCCGGCCGCCCAGCCGCCUCCAACUGCUGCUGGGGCUGCUGCUCCUCUCCGGCCCCGCCUGGCCCCAGCCCUGGGGGGCUGCUGCAGCCACCGCUCUGCAUUGGAAUGAAACUGCAGGAGGAAUAGCAGGAGCACUGGCAGAUAAAGAGAAUACAUUUCUACAGAGUAGCAGUAAGAAUAACAACCAGAGCAAUGAAAUCCAGAAAGAAAUCACACUGCCUUCAAGACUGGUCUAUUAUAUCAACAGAGACUCUGAAAGCCCUUACCAUAUCCUGGACACUAGGGCAAGACACCAGCAGAAACACAACAAGGCUGUGCAUCUGGCCCAGGCAAGUUUCCAGAUUGAGGCCUUCGGCUCCAAAUUCAUCCUUGACCUCACAUUGAAUAAUGAUUUGUUAUCCUCUGAUUAUGUGGAGAUUCACUAUGAAGAUGGAAAACCACAAUUUUCUAAGGGUGGAGAGCACUGUUACUAUCAUGGAAACAUCAGAGGUGUCCAAAACUCCAAAGCUGCCCUUUCAACAUGUAAUGGACUUAAUGGCAUGUUUGAAGAUAGCACCUAUGUGUACUUCAUAGAACCAAUGGAUCUGACCCACAGUGCAAAAAGCACAGGCAGGCCACACAUCAUCCAGAGGACUUUAGGAACACAAACAUCGAAGCAAAUGAAGAAUGUUGAGACUGAAUCUAGUUCUGAGUGGUCCUUCCUGUCUGAGUUACAGUGGCUCAGGAAAAGGAGAAGAAAGAGGGCCGUGAGUGCAUCUCGUGGUAUAUUUGAAGAGAUGAAAUAUCUAGAGCUCAUGAUUGUCAAUGACCAUAAAAUGUUCAAAAAACAUCGUUCUUCCCAUGUGUACACAAACAACUUUGCAAAAUCUGUGGUAAACCUUGUAGAUGCAAUAUACAAGGAACAGCUGAACACCAGGGUGGUUUUGGUUGCUGUGGAAACCUGGACAGACAGGGAUCGUAUUAAUAUUCGCCCUGACCCUCUGCAGAUGCUUCAUGACUUCUCCAAAUAUCGACAGUACUACAUCAAACAACAUACUGAUGCUGUACACCUGCUCUCGAAUGUGACAUUUCACUACAAGAGGAGCAGCUUGAGUUACUUUGGAGGGGUUUGUUCUGUGACCAGAGGAGUUGGAGUGAAUGAGUAUGCCCUCCCAUUGGCUAUGGCACAGGAAUUAUCACAAAGUUUGGCUCAGAACCUGGGAAUACAGUGGGAGCCAGCAACCAGAAAACCGAAAUGUGACUGCAUAGAAUCCUGGGGUGGCUGCAUCAUGGAGGAAACGGGGGUUUACCACUCCAGAAAAUUUUCAAGAUGCAGCAUUGCAGAAUACAAAGAAUUUUUACUCAGAGGGGGAGGUGCCUGUCUUUUCAACAGGCCAACAAAGUUGUUUGAAACUCCCGAAUGUGGAAAUGGAUAUGUAGAAGCAGGAGAAGAAUGCGAUUGUGGUUUCCGAAUGGAAUGCUAUGAAAACUGCUGUAAGAAGUGCUCUCUCUCUAAUGGAGCUCACUGUAGCGAUGGACCCUGCUGUAACACAUCCUGUCUUUUUUUCCCACGAGGCUAUGACUGUCGAUAUGCAGUGAAUGAGUGUGAUAUUACAGAGUACUGUACUGGCGACUCUGGUCAGUGCCCACCAAAUCUUCAUAAACAAGAUGGAUAUGCUUGUGAUUCUAAUCAAGGACGUUGCUAUAAUGGAGAAUGCAAGACAAGAGACAAUCAGUGCAAAUACAUUUGGGGAAUUAAGGCUACAGGGUCUGACAAAUUCUGUUAUGAGAAGCUUAAUACAGAAGGCACAAAAAAAGGAAACUGUGGAAAGGAUGGAGACCAAUGGAUUCAGUGCAGUAAACAUGAUGUGUUCUGUGGCUUUUUGCUCUGCACUAAUCUUACUCGAGUUCCACGAAUUGGUCAUCUUCAGGGAGAAAUUACCCCAACCUCUUUUUACCACCAGGGGCGUGUAGUGGAGUGCAGCGGUGCUCAUGUGCUUUUAGAUGACGAUACAGAUUUAGGAUAUGUGGAAGAUGGAGCUCCAUGUGGCCCUCACAUGAUGUGUGUAGACAGGAAGUGCCUACCAAUUCAGUCCUUGAACAUAAGCAGCUGCCCUAUUGGUUCUAAUGGAAAAGUCUGUUCAGAUCAUGGGGUGUGUAGUAAUGAAGCCACUUGCAUUUGUAAUUUCUCCUGGGCAGGGACAGACUGCAGUAUUGAUGACCCUAUCAGGGAUACUCCCAACAAGAAGGAUGAAGGACCUAAGGGUCCUAGUGCCACCAAUCUUAUAAUAGGUUCCAUCGCUGGUGCCAUCCUGGUAGCAGCUAUUGUCCUUGGGGGGACAGGAUGGGGCUUUAAGUUAUCAGGUGUUCACAUGCACAUACGGUACUGUGGUGUCAAGUCCAAAUCAAACGUAAGCUGCAAUUAAGCAAAUUUUGUUCAUGCACUUAGUGGGUCAGUUUGGUAUAAAUUAGCAAAACAAAGUUUUUCUUUAAAGAAAUAAACAAACUAGGAUUUAUGUUUAGACAUUUUCUGGAAAGAUAUGGCUAAAAAUAGGAAAGAAAAGAUGUUGUGAUCAAGUCUCAGUAAAAUGUUCAGUGCACAUAGAUCUUAAGGAACAUAUUUAGUGAAUUUGAGUUAAAUGCUGCUAGUGAGCACCCUGUUAGGAACUAUAUUUUGUUUCACAGAAAACCUUGCUUAAUAUUUUGACAAAGUUGUAAUUGUUUUUUGUACUGCUGUAGUGUUUAGGGUCCCCUCUCAUGGGUCAGGGCUGCACUGUUCUAGGCACUCUGCAAACACAUAACCUGCAUUGAUGGUGAAGUUCACAUAAUGGCAGCAGGUCCAUGGAGCGCCUUUCAAACCAUUACAAUGCUUCAUUAAGGACUAAAGUGGAAGCAGAAUGAGGGGUUAGUUAAUGUGGGCAGUCUUGUAUGGGCCCUCUGAAUUUCACAUUUAGGCCUAGUUUCCAGUUCUUUUUAAUAUAGAAUUACUUGACAGUAGUGAAUGUAUAAGUGUGUAGUUUUGGUACAGUAACGAAUUCAGUUGCUUUUUUAAAUGCUGGCUUGAUAGUUUGUUACAUUUUGAAAGGGGAUACUUGGUAAAUAAAUAACAAUAUUAAGUAGUAGUACUGGUAAGGGCUAAAUUAAAAAGGUAUGUGGGAAGUUCCUUUUGAGACUGCUUAAUAGUCCUCAGAAUGUGGAAUAGACUAGUAGGGGAGGUGCUGUGGUGGGUAAAAAUGUAUAGGCACAGUAUUAUUCCCAGUAAUAUCUGCUAAAAAACAGAGCUUUCCUGCCAAGUGGAGGGUUACUAGUUGGGCCAAAUAUUUACCCAAUCCUUAAACUUCUGCAUAAAGGCAGCUUUAGGAAUUCAAAUUGAGCCAAAUCCUGUAUCCUGUAGAUGCUGGAAAGUCAAAAGUGAUCAGAAAUGCUGUUUCUGUUGUGGUGUAGGGCAAUACAGUAGAGAGCCUGUGCAGUGAGAUUCUGAAACCUUGUGUAUGCUUCAUAUAGGAACUACAUACCAGCUCACUGGUUUGUCAGUAACAUCUAUUUUUCUUUCCACUCUGCAUUUCCUUGCAAAGUGUGUGCAGUGGGUCCAUGAGCAGCAUGAAUCCACCUGCUCAAAAUCAAAUAACAUUCUAUGUCUACUACUAUUCCUCAUGCCAACAGAUGGCAACAGGCUAGCUAAGCAGGUGCCCUAGACUCUGUCACUGUUUUGAGGCCGAUGAUCCCAUCCCCCAACUUUGUUGUUUUAAUUUUCAGUUUCACAUAGCAACAGCCCGGUUAUUGUGGGUUUGCUCAGUUUUUCAAGAUCUGGUAUGGGGAAACUUUACAGAAACAUUACUGAUUUGAAGGGACUGUGCAGUCAUUGGAGUAACCCUUAAUUUUUUUUGGCAAGACUUUGUGUUUCUGUGAACAUGGAGGAAGGCACCGACUUACAAGAACACAAUCAACUGCAAUAGCAACACUAGUAGUUAGCUGCUACUAAAAUAGGCAGUGUGUUUGUGCAUUAGUUGCUGUGUUCUUCUCAAAACACUUAUAAGCAAAGAGGAGAAAAAAGAGGAUACAUUAAAACUAUAAUAAAAGAUUGGGGUAGCAGUGGCUUUAUUUUGUAUAUUUAUUUUUGCAAAGAAUGAACUAUGCCGUCAAAAGGUUUAAAAGCAACUAUCCUAAAUGGAAUGUAGGAGAUUAUUACUUUGCACUGUGGCUUGUUAUAGUUAUGCUAUGAGUAUUUUAUUUUUAACAGAAGUAAUAGUUGUGUUUUUUUUUUAUUCAGAGCUAAUGGAGGCUGAACUUUUAUUACUGUGAAUUAUUGAAACUGGAAUUAAAUGUAAAAAAAAAAAAAAAACAAGUUAAUUCUCUGUUAGAGUUCCAUGGCUAAAACGGCACCAAAAACAAGUUAAGAAGUUAAGAUGGUGGCCUCAGCAUCACUCUCUGUAGCGUGACCCUUCCCCCAGGGACUCAUCUCCUCUGCCUCAUGUUGGUGUUUACUGCACUAGUGAAGGCACCCACACUGUUCUUCCUCCCUCCUCUGGCCAAUGAGCAUGUGUGGACCUGGAGCCUUGAAGAAGGGCCACUGCUUGUAUGUGCUGGAGGAGGAAAUAUGGAGCCCUAAACAGUAGCCUCUUGUGGAGUGAAAGGGAAGUGGUCUUAGUGCUUCUGCCUUUUGCUGCUGAGGAAGAAUGAGCAGAAGGGGCCAAGAGGGAGUCCAACAGAGCAGCCGUUGCUAGCAGACAGGGAGCACAUCCAUCUCCCUGAAGCAGCAAUGAAGCCAGGUGAAGUUCCUGUUAGGGUAUGUCUAUACAGCAUUUGGAUCGAGCCUCCCAGCCCCGAUCAACAGACUCCGGCUAGCAGGGCUUGUGCUAGUCCUUUAAAAUGCUGGCAAUGCAUCUAUUUUUAAAGUUGCCACUCAGAUUGGAUCUCGGGCUCCGAAGCCUAGGAAAGGGGGUCAACCCUGACUGGGAGGCUCACUCCAAAAUGCUGUGUAGAGAUACCCCUAUUGGCCAGAGAGGGGUGGCUGCUUUCAGUAUCUCAGAACAGCUAUUCCAAGAGGCAGGUGAGCCAACCAGCAGUGAAAGACCACACACCUGUCAAUCCUAGCCUGGCCUGUCUCCCACCUCCUCAAGAUAGGGCCCAGAAGAUCUACUCUUCUGUGGUAGGCCAAAUUCUGCACUCAGAUGCACAAAUUUGUGUUUUCUUCAGUGGAAUUCAUAUGCAUUCAUUUGGGGGAAGAAUGUGACUGAGUUUGUGUUUAGUUCUGGGGAACUUAACAUUUAACAAGGCAUUGCUAAAACUAACGAUCUUCCAACAUUUCCAUUUGAAACCUCUGUUUUAAGUAUUUUACAACUCCGCUAUAAAAAUGGUUUGCACUUCGAUAUACAUCUUUUCUGCUAGUAAUUUGUUUUAUAAUCGGAAGCUGUUUCACAUUUUUGAAGUUACAAAAAUAUAGCACAGUAGUCUUAGAUGUAAUUGGAUGUUAAUGGCACCUUUAGUCCAUUAUAUGAACUGGGAUUUAUAUAUAAAGGGCUAACACAUGCUUUGAAGCCAUAGGCUGCAACUGGGGCGAGUGCAAAGCCGCACUGCCACAUUGGAGCUCCUGAGGCGUCCUGGGACAAAGCACAGCCUCUGCAAUUCCCUUUAAGAGAAUGUGGCAUGUGCCUCUCCACCCUGACCGCACAUAAGGCCUAUUCUGCUGAGUAGCAUGUGGGAGGAGCAUGACUCUUUUGGGGAGUCUAGCGUUCCUGUGUGCGUUAACCCGAUUGUCCUUCUGUGCUCUGACUGCAAGGACUGCAUUUGUGCUCAGCCCUGCACUUGGUGUAGGGGUGAGGGAAACAAUUAUACAGCCAGGUGGGGAUCUUGAUAUAGCAGGGUAGAGGGCUCAGCUGACUUCUGACCAGUGUUUACCAGGAAGGUUUAUAUAAUAUGUUUUUUUUUAGCAAUGCUUGGAGCUUAGCUAUAAUGGAGGAUUAGCAGAAUAGUGUAGGAAAUUCAUUAUGAUAAAUUGCUACACUUUACUUGGCCCAUGAAUAAAUGGCGAUCCUUCAGUAGUAAUAUUGUUAGUUCCCUUACUUAUAGUUAUGACUUUUUUGGGGGAGAAAACCGAGAUUUGUUCAUCCGUUUGCAGUUUUUUAAAUGGACUAGUAUCUUCAUCUCAACAUAUAAUGUGUUGUGAGUAGAGAUGGGGUUUUUAGUGGUUAGAGCAUGUGACUGUCAGGAGGCCUGAAUUCUGCUCUCAGUUCUGCCACUGGCUUAUUGUAUAACCUUGGGUGAGAUAAUGCUAUCCAACUUAGUUAAGCAGUUUGAGAUAUUCAGAUAAGUAUUACGUAAGAGCAAGGUGCUGUUAUUUCUUACCAAAAAAUUAAUAUGCAAAAGUGACUUACUGAACAUCAAGCAUAGUGUAUUUCAAAAACAGUUUUGUAUGCUCAUUUUGAAUGUCACAUUUAGAUCCCUACACCCUUCAUUUUCAGGCAUGACAACUUUGUCAGACUCUGAUAUUGUGGAGAAAACAGUUGUUACUAAUGAUUGACCAGAGGAAACAUAACAUUUUGAUGUAACAUAUUAAGAAAAUACUGAAAAAGAAGAAAGGCAUUAGCUGAGUUAAUUUUUUACCUUUGGAAGAAUGUAUUUUCAUUUAAUGAACUGUAGGGCAUGAUCGAAAUAGAUUUGUGGCUUUGAAAUAGACCCUAGAAGACAUUUGAUAUGAUGUGGGCUGUGGUACAGUUCCACAAGAGUUUGGCAGUUGUUCCAAAGUACGUCCAUCACUGCUCAGAGACAGUACUAGCAGGACUAUGCUGCUCAGGAGUACUACUCUAGCAAGGGGUCAGUUGGAAAGACCUGGAGGGUUAUAUUGGGAGGCUAGCAAAACAUGUUCCCACUGUAACUUCGUACUAAAUGUCACAGAGCCCACUCAUCAAUUUAAUAGAAAAACUUCAGGCAACACAUUUGACUUUAAGUAUAGGCUUUUAGUGGUUUGUUCCCUUAAAAAUAACAGGAAUGCAAACAUUCAACGGACGGUUAAAUCAUCUGAAUUUUUCACACAUAUUAGUGAUCUGAUUUUUCAGAUUUGUUUUAAAGGUAAAUAACUGUUGGUUAGUGGAGUUUGAAUUUCAGUAUGCUGUGUAAUAAAAAAUAGUCAUUUAAAGCACUGCUUUUCAUACACCAUAGAAAAAGAGAGAAACUGACAGAGAGAGUAAGUCCAGACAAGUUUUGAUUCAGAUUUAAAUAGUCAAUAUUAUUCAGACUUCCUACUAUACUAUUCUACAUCUGACUAGAUCUACUCAGAGGGUAUGAAUGCUACAGAGAUUGCUGGGUUGAUAUAUCUAAAUAGUGCAGUCAGUUUGAGUCACAGUGAAGAUUAGUACAACACUUUUCUAUAAAAAGGGAAACAAUGAAAUUUUAAAAGCCUAUAACUCUUACGCUGCAUGCCUUAAUAACAAAUACUCAAGCAGGCACUGGCACAAGAUCAAAGGCUGCCAGGUCCUCUGAAAGACCUGUCCUGGAUAACUUUUCUUUUUGCACUGAUUCCUAAGUCACCUAUACAACUUAGGAAAGGCUUGCUUUCAGCUUUAACACUACAGCAAUGGUGGUAUUGGGAGAGCACAGUCAAAAAGGAAAUUUUGGGCUUUGUGUAUUUAAUUUUUAAUUCCUGUUCUAUGUCUUUUGCAUGACAAUUUGGUGGCAGUACUGGUGCACAUGCCCAAUGUUAAGACUAAAUGCAUGAGCCCCUUGCUUGAUGCCCCACAUAAAGCCAGAUUAUGGGGAGGUUGCACCCAACUUGUGCUGUUGCCUUGUAAUGUCUUGCUGUUUAUUGAUAUAGGGUAUCAAUAUCGUAGGAGACUGGACAUUAGUAUAAAAGCUAAAUUGUAAUGGCAUAAUUAAAAGUCUCUGUCCAUUCUCCUUCGACUGCAGUGUCUCAGUAUCUGCUAUAUUUUGUACCUUAUUGGAGAUUCAAAGUGCUUUGUCCAUAGUAUGGUAAAAGCUCACAGAGACACUAAGAUAGCUUGGUCAACUAUAAAAUUAUCUGUGGAUUCAGUGUAGCCACUCAAAGAUGGAUACCUGAGGGGGCCUGGUCACCUCAUUUGUGGAAGAUCUAUGUUUUGGAGAUUAAUGAGUAUCUGUUAUAAACAGCCAGAUGCCUUUUUGCAUUUUAAGAGUGAUUUUGUAUAUGAAAUGUGACUGUUUUGAGUGGUUCCAAAUGAUGUACAAAUGCUGUCCUGGCUUAAUGUAUAGAUAUGUCAGACAGUCUGAAAGACUUCCCAUCUAAAUAGGAUUGACUGCCACUUGCAGUACUGCCAAAAAAAAA
Terrapene triunguis (Three-toed box turtle) is the source of this 8595-nucleotide messenger RNA. RefSeq names its product ADAM metallopeptidase domain 23 (gene ADAM23). The transcript has 26 exons. Gene Ontology annotation, molecular function: metalloendopeptidase activity. Gene Ontology annotation, cellular component: presynaptic membrane. The coding region runs from base 242 to 2725 and encodes 827 amino acids. Gene Ontology annotation, biological process: proteolysis. NCBI's taxonomy places the organism in Eukaryota, Metazoa, Chordata, Testudines, Emydidae. The record is from RefSeq and is a predicted model, not a curated record.